GGAGCUAGAGGAUCCAAAGUUGCCUCUUCGGCGCAGAGCAUGGAAGUGACCACCGUGCCGACGAGCCCCAUUGCCGGGCAGAAGCCCGGCACGUCCGGCCUGCGGCAGAAGACAAAGACGUUCAUGUCGGAGCACUACCUGGAGAAUUUUGUGCAGUCUACGCUCGACGCUCUGGUGGCCGAGGGCGUCCCGGUCAAGGGCGGCACGCUGGUCAUCUCCGGCGACGGCCGCUACCACAACAAGACCGCCAUCCAGAUCAUCAUCAAGAUGGCGGCCGCUGCAGGCGUGGGCCGAGUCUGGUGCGGCGAUCACGGCCUGCUCUCGACGCCGGCCAUGUCGGCUGUGAUCCGCACGCGCUCGCGCGGCCUCGCUGGCAUGGCGCCGUUCGGCGGCUUCAUCCUCUCCGCGUCGCACAACCCGGGCGGCAUCGACGAGGACUUUGGCAUCAAGUACAACUGCGAGAAUGGCGGCCCGGCGCCGGAGAAGGUGACGAACCUCAUCUACACCAACACGACCACCAUCAAGGAGUACAAGCUCUGCUGCGGCCUGCCCGAAAUUGACCUGUCCGCGCCGGGCUCGUACACGCUCGGCGGCGGCGCCUUCCGCGUCGACGUCUUCGACUGCGUCGAGGACCACAUGGGCCUGCUCCAGCAGGUGUUCGACUUUGGGGCCAUCAAGGCGCUCUUUGCGCGCGAGGACUUCAGCUUCGUGUACGACGGGAUGCACGGCGUGCAGGGCCCGUACGCCAAGAAGAUCUUCGUCGACGAGUUUGGCGCGCCCGCUUCGUCGCUGAUGAACUGCGAGCCAAAGGAGGACUUCGGCGGGCCCGCCUCGGCGUCGCACGGCCACGCGGACCCCAACCUGACGCACGCGGUCGAGCUGGUCGCCAGGAUGGGACUCAACAAGGAGGGGCGCGAGAUCGAGACGACGAGCGAGCCGCCCGUCUUCGGCGCGGCGGCCGACGGCGACGCCGACCGCAACAUGAUCAUGGGGUCGCGCUUCUUCUGCUCGCCGAGCGAUUCGCUCGCCGUCAUCGUCGCGAACGCGAGCUGCAUCCCGUACUUCGCGGCCGGGCUCAAGGGCUGCGCGCGCUCGAUGCCAACCUCGUGCGCCCUCGACCGGGUCGCCGAGCAGCUGGGCAUCCCUUACUUCGAGGUGCCCACCGGGUGGAAGUUCUUUGGCAACCUGAUGGACUCGGGCACGGACGCCUUCCCCGGCAAGCCCGUCUACACCCCCUUCAUCUGCGGCGAGGAGUCCUUCGGCACUGGAGGAGACCACGUGCGAGAGAAGGACGGCAUGUUUGCGGUGCUCGCGUGGCUGCAGAUCCUGGCCGCCGAGAACCCCGACCCGGCCAAGCCAAUCGUCGGCGUCGGCGACGUGACGAAGAAGCACUGGGAGAAGUAUGGGCGGAACUACUACGCGCGGUACGACUACGAGGGCGUCGACAAGCCCGCCGCCGAGAAGAUGAUGGCGGCGAUGGUCGAGGCGCAGCCGGCCCUGAUUGGCACGACGGUCGACGGCAUGAAGAUCGCAAAGGCGGACAUGUUCGAGUACCACGACCCCGUCGACGGUUCCGUCUCGAAGAACCAGGGCGUGCGCUUCAUCUUCGAGUCGGGGUCGCGCUUCGUCUUCCGCCUCUCGGGCACGGGUGUGGCCGGCGCGACGAUUCGGAUGUACCUCGAGGAGUACGCUGCUCCUGGCGCCGACCUGACCAAGCACGCCUUCGACGUGGUCAAGCCGAUCGCGGACAUCGCGCUCAAGAUCUCGAAGCUCACCGAGUACACCGGCCGCACCGAGCCGUCCGUGGUCACGUGAGACCUGAGACCUCUCGCGCGCCACUCCUCGCCGCCAGUCGCGGCCGCGGCGCAUACCCCUCAUUUUUCCUCCCAUGAUCUCGCGUUCCUCUUGUCGUGGCUGUUGCUCCUGCCAUCGAUGUCCCCUCUCUCCGCACAGACUCUCGGCUCCCCGAUGCCGAGAGAUCCUCCCUCCCUGCGAUUACGAUGUCUUCUCCCCGUGUUCCCAUCCAGUCUCAUACCGAUGGAUUGUCACCGGGAGGAGGUGGAUGAUGUGGUACGUCCUUUACCUGUAUGCAAAAUCGCGCACAGUUUAGUACAGAAA
Molecule: messenger RNA, 2118 nt
Organism: Emiliania huxleyi CCMP1516
Lineage: Eukaryota; Haptophyta; Isochrysidales; Noelaerhabdaceae
Exons: 15
Coding region: 40-1815 (591 amino acids)
Biological process (GO): carbohydrate metabolic process
Cellular component (GO): cytosol
Molecular function (GO): phosphoglucomutase activity; magnesium ion binding
Source: RefSeq, a predicted model, not a curated record